Messenger RNA from Oncorhynchus keta (chum salmon), 5567 nucleotides. It is a transcript of the gene smcr8a, whose product is annotated as Smith-Magenis syndrome chromosome region, candidate 8a. The coding region runs from base 86 to 3628 and encodes 1180 amino acids. Lineage: Eukaryota; Metazoa; Chordata; Actinopteri; Salmoniformes; Salmonidae. Gene Ontology annotation, molecular function: GTPase activator activity. The record is from RefSeq and is a predicted model, not a curated record. Gene Ontology annotation, cellular component: guanyl-nucleotide exchange factor complex. The transcript is spliced from 9 exons.
UCAGACUGGCUAUCAGGCAGACAUCUAGCCUAGUGGAUGGACUUCCUCUGACGUCAAAGCUGACCCAAGCCCGGUCCAGAGAAAGAUGAUUGGUGCCCCAGACGUGGUGGCGUUUACUAAGGAGGAUGAUUUUGGGGAGGUAGGGUACCCCAACCCCUGGGUGUUGCCAGAAGAGUUCUCUGUCCCUCUGUUCCCAUCGAAUAACAACGCCAACCCCUGGGCCAAGACGUCAUACGCCAAGUUCACUAAGGACUUCAUCCUCAUAUCAGAGUUCUCUGAGCAGGUGGGCCCCCAGCCUCUGCUCACCAUUCCUGAUGACCCAAAGGUGUUUGGGACCUUUGACCUAAACUACUUCAGUCUGAGGAUCAUGUCUGUUGACUACCAGGCCUCGUUCGUAGGACACCCCACCGGCAGCGGAUACCCACGACUCAGUUUUGUGGAGGACUCCCGGGUGGUGCUGGGUGACUCUAAGGAGGGGGCGUUUGCCUACGUUCACCACCUGACGCUCUAUGACCUGGAGGCCCGAGGCUUCGUCCGCCCGUUCUGCAUGGCCUACGUCUCUGCCGACGAGAGGAAGAUCAUGCUGCAGUUCCAGGAGCUGUCGCUCCUCUUCUCCCGCGCCUCCGAGUGCCUGAAGACCGGAAACCGACGGGCGUUCGCCCGCGAGCUGCAGAGGAAGCUACGUGACCUGGAGUACACACGGUCUGUUCUGCAGAAAGAGGAGGGGCUUCAGCGGGAGGCGGGGCCUCGGGGGUGUUACUCCGCCCACGCGGUGGACAAGGCCAAUGAGCUUGCGGCGAUGGAGAAGAGUAUCUACGAGCACCGAGACCUGCUGAGGCAGAUCACCUCGUACCCCCUCCGCCCCCGCCGAGACCCCCACGCCGCACACUGUCAACACUGUGUCACCGAGUCACAGAGACGCAGAGACGCGCCGCCGGACCCCGACCGUGACACGGGGGAGGAGGCGGGACAGAGGACGCAGCAGUCCUACACCCCGCAGCUGAUCAAGGGGAAGUCGGCCAAGUGUUUCGCCAAGCGUCUGAAGAACCUGACGGAGUUGUGCGAGGAGAGGUUCUACGAGGCCACCGCGGAACUACUCAACCACACAGAGCGGUGUUUCCGGGGGGACUUGUGUUACCUGUACACCCGCCGCCUGGACCGAGCGCUACGCAGGAAGCAGAACGUCACCAACUUCCUGUUUGAGGAGGAGCUAGGCGAGGAGGAAGAGGAAGUAGCGGUGCUGGGAAGAAUCUUCUGUUCUCUCAACCACACAGUGGGGACGGACUCACACAUACACACCCCUUCCGUCGUGCUUUGCCCCGAGCCACCGGAGUCUGUGGAGGUGAACCCUCCCUGCCCUGAUAACUCUGCCCAGCAGAGUGAGGCCCUGACCGGGGAGGAGAGGCUGGAGUCGUCACUCUCUGAUCUGACCAUGGAGACGCAGGACCAGGACAGCUCUGAGGAGAAUAAGGACAGCUUUAGUAGUGACAGGAGUGGAGGAGAGGAGGAGGAGGGACGGGAGGGAGGAGAUCAGACCCCUGUUUUUCUGCUGGAGGCUGAGGAGGGGGGCGAGGGUGAGAGACACCGUGGGGCUGAGACAGAGGAGGGAGGGGCUGAGACAGAUGAGGGUGAUGGACAGAGAGUUCCUGAUCCUGAGUUACUGGUCCAGAUGGACACGGCCUGCUGCAUGUCUCAGGAGGGCUUCCUGUACAACUCCUCUCCCCCAGACACGCUGCCUGCUUCUGGGCUGCAGCCCGGCUCUCUACCCCUUCCCCUGGUGGUCAACCAGGAGCCCCAGGCCCUGCUGCCAGUCCAGGGGGACUACGGCCUGGGUUCCCCCCACUGCCAGAGCCCUGGGGCCGGGCUGGACCUGCCCGUCUCCUCCUCGGGAGAUACCACCUCCAGGGGUUCGGACCAGGACGGGUGGGACUGUACCAUGUCAGCGUCUACGGGGUCCGAACGGGCCGGCUCACCUCUGGGGUACGGGGGGUUGGUAACGCUGAGGCAGAAGAAGAGGGCCGGGCAGGGAGCGCUCAGGUUUGUUCGUCAGUAUCCGUUUGCCCUGCAUGCCCUGUGGUCCCUACUGAGUGGUCGAACCCUGGUGGUCCUGGGAUCUGAGGAGGGGAGGGUCAGGACGCUGGUGUCCGCUCUGGCCCUCUACGUGCCUGGACCCGGGCGCUGUGGGGAGAGGGUACAGCCCUGGCUCUCCUGCCCCUUCAGCCUCACUGACCUACAGAGAUGGAAACUCAUAGGACUACAGAGGAUGGCGUCUCCCGUGGGGACCAGCAUGCUCUGCUCUCUGUCUCGCUACAGCCGUUACAUCUCCGUCCUGGACGCCGACCGGAAGACCCUCCGUUGCCCCGGCUACCGCGGAACCCUCCUGGCCAACGUGGCGGACCACCGAACCCGUCUGCGUCGAGGUUCAACCUACUUCCUUCAUCUCCAGAACGUGCUCAGUGGACUGGCUUCCCGGGCCUUCCUCCUUAGCUUUACGCAUCACCUCCACCUUCCCAUCAGCCACCUGGAGGAGAGACAGGAAGUGGAGGAGAGGACGAGAGGCUUCCUGAGGGAUCAGCUCAGGCUUGGGGAAGACGACUGUUCCAUCCUGAUGUACCUGAGUCAGCUGAUCACACAGCACUACCUGGACAGUACCUCCGGAGGAGCUGUUACUACACAACCCCACCUGGAGAAGGAGAACACGCCUGGAACCACACAGCAGGACCUGGAAGCUAACAACAUACUAGACCCUACCACUGGGGGCACUAUAAACUCAGAGCAGUACCUAGACCCUACCACAGGGGGUGCUGUAGACCAACAAGACCCUGAGUCUAAUACUGGAGGCAGAGUGAAUACAGGGCAGUACCUAGACCCUACCACUGGGGGCGCUAUAACCCCAGAGACGGGCCUAGACCCUACCACUGGGGGCGCUAUAACCCCAGAGACGGGCCUAGACCCUACCACUGGGGGCGCUAUAACCCCAGAGACGGGCCUAGACCCUACCACUGGGGGCGCUAUAACCCCAGAGACGGGCCUAGACCCUACCACUGGGGGCGCUAUAACCCCAGAGACGGGCCUAGACCCUACCACUGGGGGCGCUAUAACCCCAGAGACGGGCGUAGAGCCUACCACUGGGGGCGCUAUAACCCCAGAGACGGGCGUAGAGCCUACCACUGGGGGCACUAUAACCCCAGAGACGGGCCUAGACUCUACCACUGGGUGCGCUAUAACCCCAGAGACUGGCAUAGACUCUACCACUGGGGGCGCUAUAACCCCAGAGACGGGCCUAGACCCUACCACUGGGGGCGGUAUAACCCCAGAGACGGGCCUAGACCCUACCACUGGGGGCGCUAUAACCCCAGAGACGGGCCUAGACCCUACCACUGGGGGCGCUAUAACGCCAGCGCAGUACAUAGACCCUUCCACUGGGGGCGCUAUAACCCCAGCACAGUACCUCGACACUACCACUGGGGGCGCUAUAACCCCAGAGCAGUACCUCGACCCUACCACUGGGGGCGCUAUAACCCCAGAGCAGUACCUCGACCCUACCGUCCAUCAGUCUGCUACUAGGAGCAGAGCUCCACCCAGCUUCACCUUUAACUACACCACCAGUCUCCUAUACAAGAUCUGAUCUGAAACACUGACUGGGGCCGAAUCUCCUGAGAGCCUUCAAGUCCUCUCUACUCACCUCCUCAAAACAACACCGGAGGAGACAGAUCUGCGGUAGAUUCACUCUGGGUUGGAGAUGGGAGGGCCCGUCUCUGUCUCCUCGGUAACCAGGAGAGACGGAGGGCCUGUCUCUGUCUCCUAGGUAAUCAGGAGAGACUGAGGGCCUGUCUCUGUCUCCUAGGUAACCAGGAGAGACUGAGGGCCUGUCUCUGUCUCCUAGGUAACCAGGAGAGACGGAGGGCCUGUCUCUGUCUCCUAGGUAACCAGGAGAGACGGAGGGCCUGUCUCCUAGGUAACCAGGAGAGACUGAGGGCCUGUCUCUGUCUCCUAGGUAACCAGGAGAGACUGAGGGCCUGUCUCUGUCUCCUAGGUAACCAGGAGAGACGGAGGGCCUGUCUCUGUCUCCUAGGUAACCAGGAGAGACGGAGGGCCUGUCUCUGUCUCCUAGGUAACCAGGAGAGACGGAGGGCCUGUCUCUGUCUCCUAGGUAACCAGGAGAGACGGAGGGCCUGUCUCUGUCUCCUAGGUAACCAGGAGAGACGGAGGGCCUGUCUCUGUCUCCUAGGUAACCAGGAGAGACGGAGGGCCUGUCUCUGUCUCCUAGGUAACCAGGAGAGACGGAGGGCCUGUCUCUGUCUUCUAGGUAACCAGGAGAGACGGAGGGCCUGUCUCUGUCUCCUAGGUAACCAGGAGAGACGGAGGGCCUGUCUCUGUCUCCUAGGUAACCAGGAGAGACGGAGAGCCUGUCUCUGUCUCCUAGGUAACCAGGAGAGACGGAGGGCCUGUCUCUGUCUUCUAGGUAACCAGGAGAGACGGAGGGCCUGUCUCUGUCUCCUAGGUAACCAGGAGAGACGGAGGGCCUGUCUCUGUCUCCUAGGUAACCAGGAGAGACGGAGGGCCUGUCUCCGUCUCCUAGGUAACCAGGAGAGACGGAGGGGGUUGAAUGUAAUGUAGCAGUGUUCACGUCAGUGACGUCACCGUCAUGCUGUCCAUCAAGUCCUCCUUCCGAUGAAUGGCCUGGCCUUGGGGGGCGGGGGAACCUGGUUGAUAAGUCACUAUGAACCCUCCUUCCGAUGAAUGGCCUGACCCUGGGGGGCGGGGGAACCUGGUUGAUUGGUUGAUAAGUCACUAUGAACCGUCCUUCUGAUGAAUGCCCUAACCUUGGGGGGCGGGGGAACCUGGUUGAUAAGUCACUAUGAACCCUCCUUCCGAUGAAUGGCCUGACCCUGGGGGGCGGGGGAACCUGGUUGAUUGGUUGAUAAGUCACUAUGAACCGUCCUUCUGAUGAAUGCCCUAACCUUGGGGGGCGGGGGAACCUGGUUGAUAAGUCACUAUGAACCCUCCUUCCGAUGAAUGGCCUGACCUUUGGGGGGCGGGGGAACCUGGUUGAUAAGUCACUAUGAACCGUCCUUCCGAUGAAUGGCCUGACCCUGGGGGGCGGGGGAACCUGGUUGAUAAGUCACUAUGAACCGUCCUUCUGAUGAAUGCCCUGGCCUUGGGGGGCGGGGGAACCUGGUUGAUAAGUCACUAUGAACCCUCCUUCCGAUGAAUGGCCUGACCUUUGGGGGCGGGGGAACCUGGUUGAUAAGUCACUAUGAACCGUCCUUCCGAUGAAUGGCCUGGCCUUGGGGGGCGGGGGAACCUGGUUGAUUGGUUGACAAGUCACUAUGAACCCUCCUUCUGAUCUGAGCGAGAAGUGUGUGUGUUGUGUGAAACGUUAAUAUGUUCUGUGUGUGUGUGAAACGUUAAUAUGUUCUGUGUGUGUGUGAAACGUUAAUAUGAGGCAUGUGUGUGUGUGUGUGUGUGUGUGUGAAACGUUAAUAUGUUCUGUGUGUGUGUGAAACGUUAAUAUGUUCCAUGUUCUGUGUGUGUGUGAAACGUUAAUAUGUUCUGUGUGUGUG